GAACAUUAAAUAUUUUGUUAUUCAAUACAGAGAUACAGGUACAAGUUGAUAAGAGAAUAACAUUAGCUCAAUUGAAGGAGAAGCUAGUUCCACUGAUUGGUGUACCAGCUGCUGGUUUUAGAAUGUAUGGAAUCAGAAACAAUAAAGAAUAUGAAAUGGCAGGACUGCAUGAGACAUUAAUGGACAUCAGAUCUGGAUCAAAAUUGAUAGUAAGACUGGGUAGAGCAAUAAGAAAAGGAGAGUACAGAAUUAAAUUAUAUUUAUUACAAGUUAACAAUACAGACUUUUGUAAAGAUAUGAUGGACUCUAUUGUUGCUAAGUACACACCAGUGAGAGAAUUUAAGAAACAAAUUCUUGAAGAAGCAAAAGUACGAAGAAUUGACUGUGACCUUGAAUUAGACAAAAUGAGAUUACGUGACAAGAGAGGAGUGAACCCUGGUAGAAUAUAUCUUGAUCAUCAGGUGAUUGAUACUAAGGAAACAUAUUAUGUGGAGCCAUUGAAAG
Molecule: messenger RNA, 504 nt
Organism: Amphimedon queenslandica
Lineage: Eukaryota; Metazoa; Porifera; Demospongiae; Haplosclerida; Niphatidae
Product: ubiquitin carboxyl-terminal hydrolase 47-like
Exons: 4
Source: RefSeq, a predicted model, not a curated record